GUGAGACACAGUAAGGAUUUGUGACGUGGUUGCAGGGUUGGGGCAGGGGGAGAAAUACAGGCGGUACGAGCAGUAAAAGAGCUGGGUACAUCGGAUCCAACUUCACGUUGAGGGGAGGACCACUUGGCUGGUGUCCAGAGAGAUAAGUGUGGUCGGAUGAAUGUGUCCUUGUUUUACUCGCAGGCACAGCGUCUUAUCCUUUAAAGCUUCAACGCUGGAUCGAUUUAAAAGGCUUGGGCACCAAUGAAAGAAUGACCAGUCGGGUGAUUUAAGGAUACCUCAAGGAAACUUUUAAUAUCAUUAUUAUAUAUAUAUUUUUAAAUCCAUUCACCGGAUGUUUGCUCAAUGACAUCUGGUUUUUUCUGGGAUACAAAACUUAAAGCGUGUCCACUAUUAUUUUAAACACUACUUGGCAGCUUAACCAUGGCACUUUAUGUCGAAGGUCUGAGUAAAGGUGUGGCUAACGGAGGGAUGGCUCAGUUCCAGGAAAUGAUGCGGCAGCAACUGGAGAGCUCCAUGCACGAUGAGCUGGAGAAGCUGCUGGACACCACCACAGGGGCUGAGCGAGAGGUAUCCAAGAAAGACUUUGGGGGCUUCAAGAAUCUCUUCCAUAGAUUUCUGCAGGUGAAGGGACCAUCAGUGGAGUGGAUCAAGAUACAGCGACCUCCAGAAGACUCUAUUCAGCCGUAUGAUAAGAUUGCCGCUCGAGGCUUGCCGGACAAUGUGGCCAACAGCUUGAACAAACUGGUGGUGGUGAAGCUGAAUGGAGGCCUGGGUACCAGCAUGGGAUGUAAGGGCCCCAAGAGCCUGAUCAGCGUCCGUAACGAGAACACCUUCCUGGACCUCACAGUGCAGCAGAUAGAGCACCUGAACAAGACUUACAACACAGACGUCCCCCUGGUCCUCAUGAACUCUUUCAACACAGACGAAGACACAAAGAAAAUCCUGCAGAAGUACACACACCACCGGGUCAAGAUACACACCUUUAACCAAAGCAGGUACCCUCGCAUCAACAAAGAGUCUCUCCUUCCCGUGUCCACAAACUUGAGAAUGACGGGGCAAAACGCAGAGGGUUGGUACCCUCCCGGUCACGGCGACAUUUACGCCAGCUUCUACAACUCGGGCCUGUUGGAUCAGCUGAUUGAGCAGGGCAAAGAGUACAUCUUCGUGUCCAACAUCGACAAUCUGGGAGCCACCGUCGACCUCCACAUCCUGCACCACCUGGUCAGCCAGCCUAACGGCAAACGCUGCGAGUUCGUCAUGGAGGUGACGGAUAAGACCCGCGCUGACGUGAAGACGCUCGACGGCGGGCAGAACGUCAUCCAGCUGGAGACUGCGGUGGGUGCGGCCAUCAAAUGCUUCGACAACGCCCUGGGAAUAAACGUUCCCCGCAGCCGCUUCCUGCCGGUCAAGACUACGUCGGACCUGCUCCUGGUCAUGUCCAACCUGUACAGCCUGGACGCCGGCUCGCUCAACAUGAGCCCGAAGAGAGAGUUCCCGACAACACCGCACGUCAAACUGGGCAGCUCCUUCACCAAGGUUCAGGAAUACUUGAUCCGCUUCGAGAGCAUUCCCGACAUGCUGGAGCUCGACCAUCUGACGGUGUCCGGAGACGUCACCUUUGGGAAAAACGUGUCGCUUAAGGGCACCGUCAUCAUCAUCGCCAACCACGGAGAUCGGAUCGAUAUUCCGGCUGGCUCCAUGCUGGAAAACAAAAUCGUAUCCGGCAACCUCCGCAUCCUGGACCACUGAGGCCUUCUUCACCCCCAUCGUGUGACGUAGUCCCCCGUAAUCCCUGUCAUGUGACCCAUUUGACAUGUUGACCCGACAUCAAGAGAUUGUGAGAGGAUAUGACUUUUUCCCCUGGAGGCUGAGUGUGAUUGCAUGUGCAGUGCUGCCCUGCCGUCUCAGCAUUAAGAAGCAGUUCGCCUGCUUUGAUGGUUGGAAGCAGCUGGGAAAUACUGCCCUCUGCAGGCUGUUCAUCACAUAACCUUUAAAAGUAUUACUAAUGAAUUAAUCUUAGCAAUCACUUUAAACACUUUUAUCCAGAUUAGAGAGGAAACAACUCACCCUUGUUUUCUUUUCUUCUAUAUUGAUUUUGACUUUUGUUGGCCAGAAAAUAAAAAAUAAUAUAUUCUAAAUAGGUAGGGAUAAUAUACUGAUAUACUCACAUAUUAUUAGGGACACUAGUGGGGGUACAGUUUGGAGAGCAAAUUAGAUUUGGGGUUUUUCGCACUGCUAAUGCAAUCACAAAGAUGAAGUCAUGGGCGUUACGGGAAGGUUUUGACCUCUUAUUUCAAGCACAAAGACGUCUCUGCUGGACUCGAUAUGGUUUCGCAAUUUAGCCGCAGCAAAACACACCGAGUUGUGUAAUGUAAACCCAGCACAGGGUCCUGAUUUACCACUGAGUUCAACAAUACAACAGAAAAGGAUGUCUGGCAGUGCAAAAAUGACUUACUGGUACAUCACCCAAGUGGAAAUGCAGCGCUUAGCACUGGUUUGGAGAGGUGUCAUCGGGAACCUCUGCUGGAUUUUCAGGGCUAAUGCAAAUGUCAUUUUAUUAGGGAGGAAAAAAUUCAGAUAUCAGGCAUGUCAGCAGUUUAUUCCACAAACUUGCCCUCAGUCUGCCCUCAAAUGUAGCAGGUAACGACGACAAAGUGGAUACAAGCACCAAAAAUAGAGAAGUCAGUUGAAUUCUCAAGUGUACAGCUUAAAAGCUUCUUCAGAACUUAUUUGCUUCGUUUCUAACUAAAAUAUUCUAUAAUUGAAACAUUACAACACUGGUGUUUAUGAGAGUAUACAAACACUGAGGGUACUUUUAAGGUUUUCUGAUAUUUUAUGAGACAGAAUAAGAUUCUCUGCAUUCAUUUUCCAACAUAAAUAGAACAUUUGGUCUGAUUUAGCGACUCUUAUGCGUCCAAAUUACCAGCACCAUUUAAAAAAAAAAAAAAGGUACUGUGGUUAAUACAGCUGUGUCUGCCUAUAUUCAUCCAAUGAGAAUGAAUUUACACUUCAUGUAUUUUACAACAGUGAAAGCUCCUUUUACCCUGGGUGCACACCCUGUCAGUCCAUCCUGCACCCCUGCGCUCCUGUUAGUAAAUUAUUCUGAAUCAAAUGUUUAUAAAUGAGACAAAGACUUCUAAAGUUGACUCUGCUCAGUGGACUCGGUGUAAUUUGACACUAAGAUCAUUUAAAAUCAUCAAGUCCAGCUGACUUCAUCUGGCAAGCCUCUUGAAAAUGAGCUUUUAAAUGGAUAAUUGACUUUACCACAAAAGACUUUGGUACUUGUAUCCACUUGUGAAAGGUGUCCCGGGAGUACCAAUUUGUCGGCUGCACUAUGAGGAUGGACCGACCUCUGUAGUACCAUCGGCUCAGCUGUGAGAGCUCUGAGAGCAUUGUUAAUGGAGGCGAGGCUGCUCUGCUGCAGAAACUGAAUGAUAUAAUUUCUAAAUAUCGCUUUUAUGCCUCAUGCUCAGUAAAAAAAACACAAACAAAAAAGUAUAAAAACCGUAUAAAGCUUUUUCAUAUCGGCACAUUUUUUGACCAAAAUGCUCUGAGAUUGUCUGAUGUUGUCGGAUCAGCUGAUUAAAACGAUCAAUAACACCAGCUCUCCAGUUUAUAUAGUAUUGAUGUAGCUGAUACAGACUUCUCAUUGAUUUUAACUGCAUUACCAUCCACAAGUCAGUGUUUGCAUGUGUUCAAAACACUCAGAACCGUUGGAAACAUGAGAAUAAAUGGCAAAGGCGACGGCUUGUUAUGCAUGUGGCUCAAGUGAAGCUUGGCUUUCAUUAGUUUCAGGUUUCACUAGUGUCAUAUCACCGUACCCUCUCAGUUUAUUGGCUUCAAAGGAUGAAGACCCAAAGAUAUUACAUUUCGAGCAGCGUUCUGAUGGAAAUGUGACUUUUGUGUCCUUUGCUGCUCUCUCCUGCUGCUUUUUUUCACUACGAGCCGCAUCUAAAACGCGCGAGUCGUCAUUAGAUCUGUUGUUGCCAUGAAGAUUAAACAGAGCAGCUUUAAGCUGAAUUAGUGGAGCCCACGAAGCCCGCAGCGACGUCUGUGCUGAGAAAUAAUUGGGUACUGCGAUAUGAGAUUUUCUGGGACAGGAUGUAAUUUUAAAGUGAAGGCCUUUAUUCGUCUCUGUGUGGAGUAGCUGACGAGAACAUCACAUUGUUGUGUAUUAUUUUUUUCCGGUUUGUUUUCACCUUCAUGUCGUGUCAAACCUCAGCGUUUCUCCGGUUUCUCUGCUCAUCCCAUCACUCAGCGUUAUUCCUUCACCCAAAGACACGAGGUGCUGUGUUUUCUGCAGUGUUGGGGCACACACACAUACACAUAUUCAUUUACAUAUGUACAUGUACACAAAGUUUCAGUGUGAGUAUACUUGAGAUGGGUCCGACACGUGCGAGAGCCCGAAAGCAAUAAGUGUUGAUCUGUGACAGCGACGAGGUCUCAGCCCAGACCGCUUCUGCCUCUUCAGAGGUGAAUAAAGUGCAAUAUGAAAUACCGAA
Molecule: messenger RNA, 4505 nt
Organism: Neolamprologus brichardi
Lineage: Eukaryota; Metazoa; Chordata; Actinopteri; Cichliformes; Cichlidae
Source: RefSeq, a predicted model, not a curated record